AUGUAUAUCCCAAAGAAAUACCGCAAUCACAAUCUGAUCUACAUUUUGAUGGCCGUGGAGCUCGCGUUCAUCAUUCCCAUCCUCACAUUCACCGGCAUCGCCGCACACGAUCGCUCAUUUAUUGAUGGAGAAGUUCCGCUCCACAUUCUUGGCAUCUUAUACCCCAUAGUCCUGGGCAUUGUCCAGACCGGCCUGAUCGUCGUCUAUUGCGUCUCCGCCGCAUGGCAAGCCGGCAGCGAUACCUCGGACCCAGACCACCGCCAGUCCGGGGCCCCAUGGUACAUCACCAAGAACUGCAAUGUCGCCCAUGACUCAGGAAACGUCACAUACUGCCAGCAAGCCAAGGCCCUUUUCGCAUUCACCAUCCUCAUCAUUGUCUUGUACACUGUCGAACUAGGCAUCGCCAUCCAAAACUGCUUCAUAACCGAAGAAGAACGGGCCGAGCGUGACGAAGAGCGCGAAGAAAAAGAAACAAUGAAAGCAUACGAGGACAUGAUCCUAAAAUCCCCCACAAUGAUUCCUAUGACCCCCAGUGCGAUCCCAAUGACACCAGGCCCUGGAGGGACAGCGACGGCGACAGCUCAAUUCCCACGUUCGCCAAUGCCCGUGGUGACGCCGCGCAGUCUGGCGUUUAACCGACUCGACUCGAACGACGCGUCUACGCCCACGUCUACGGACCUUCCUCUUCGAGAACAUUUUACUGCGCCAACGCCCCAGGCUGUUUCUGUCAGCCAAGAAGUCGAAGCCGAGCCGACAAUUCAGCAGCCCCAGCCGCAGAUAUAUUUCCCGCCGCCCCCUAAGAAGGCAAAGAAAUGA
Aspergillus nidulans FGSC A4 is the source of this 816-nucleotide messenger RNA. RefSeq lists its product as uncharacterized. The transcript is spliced from 4 exons. Bases 1 to 816 code for a protein of 271 amino acids. Lineage: Eukaryota; Fungi; Ascomycota; Eurotiomycetes; Eurotiales; Aspergillaceae. The record is from RefSeq and is a predicted model, not a curated record.